AUGCCGCCGAAGAAGAAGGCCGCCGCUGCGGCAAAAACAAAGUCAACCAGAACCACCGGACGCGCUGUACCAGACACCAUCACCAACAACCGCGGAAAGGAGAUCGAGACCACUGCAGCUGCUAGACGUGCUACACGUCGUGUCGCUGCGCCUGACUACAACCCCAAGGCCGUCUAUGCGGCUCCCACUACUACGACCACCGCAAACUCCUCGAGAAAGCGUGGCCGACCAGCAGCUGUGCAAGAGGAUGCUCCGGUGAAGCGCGGUCGAGGUCGUCCACCAAAGUCUGCCGCUGCCGCUCCAAAGAAGACUGCUACCAAGACCGCAACCUCCGCCAAAACUGCUGCUGUUUCAGAGCCCGCCAAGAGAGGACGCGGACGUCCACCCAAGGCACCACGCACGGGCCCUGCUAAGAAGGCGCUGAAGACUACAGCAAAGGCGCCCGUUGCAAAGGCGCCAGCCCCGAAGUCUACUGCAGCCACACCGACUGGCAAGAAGCGCGGUCGGCCAUCCAAGGCCGACACCGAAGCUGAGAAGCCACCGAAGAAGCGUGGUCGUCCAUCGAAUGCUUCCAAGGCUGCCGCUGUGCCAGACGACCAGACUGCUCCACCCAAGAAGCGCGGUCGCCCACCAAAGGGAGGUGAGACAACCAAGAUCGAUACCGACGAUACCGCUGCAGCUGAGCAACUAGAGGAGGAGCUUGAAGACACAGCAGUGGACGGAGAGGAGGGUUCUUCCAGUAAGCUCAAAGCACCAGCUGCAACAAAGGGAAAGGGUGCUAAGGGUAAGAAGACCGCAAAUGACAAUGAUGACACCACACAAGACCGCGAGCAGACCGCAUCAGGGGUCAACUACUGGUUAAUGAAGGCUGAGCAAGACGGACAUGACGUGCCGCUUCCCGAUGGCACCGUGUUAAACACCACCUUCACCAUCGAUGAUCUUCGCGCCAAGGCGCAGCCGGAACCAUGGGAUGGUGUUCGUAAUGCAUCAGCAGCAUUGAACAUUCGCAACAUGAAGGCAGGCGAUAUGGCAUUCUUCUACGCUAGCGGCGGCAAGCAAGGCCGUAGGCCUGGCAUCACUGGCAUCAUGGAGGUUGUUACGGAUCCGGAGCCUGACACUACUGCGGGCGAUGCGAACAGCGCAGGAUAUGUGCCCAAGGAAGCGGACCGCAAGAGAUGGGUCCAGGUCCGUGUAGAGUUCCGCAAGAAGUUGUCCAAGCCUGUUCACCUCACCGAGCUUCAGCAAUUCAAGAGCGGUGAGCUCAAGGACUUGCAGGAGUUCAACUUUGCGCGUCUUAGCGUGUCCAAGGUGUCUGAGAAGGAGUGGAACUUCAUCAACAGUCUUAUCGAGGGCUUUGACGACGACGACGAGAACAACGCUGGCAACCUUGAAGACGAGCUUGAAGCUCAAGUCGCCGGUCCCAGUGGUACAACUGUCGUUGAGGAAGACACUACCACUAUCGUUACCGAGCAGCCAAACGGUGACGUCGUCGUUGAGUAA
Molecule: messenger RNA, 1500 nt
Organism: Fulvia fulva
Lineage: Eukaryota; Fungi; Ascomycota; Dothideomycetes; Mycosphaerellales; Mycosphaerellaceae
Exons: 3
Coding region: 1-1500 (499 amino acids)
Cellular component (GO): nucleus
Molecular function (GO): DNA binding
Source: RefSeq, a predicted model, not a curated record